This is a messenger RNA of Opisthocomus hoazin, 2193 nucleotides long. The record is from RefSeq and is a predicted model, not a curated record. NCBI's taxonomy places the organism in Eukaryota, Metazoa, Chordata, Aves, Opisthocomiformes, Opisthocomidae.
CAGAAGGGGACAAAGAGUUUGUAGAAGGCUUAAGUGGACAAGAGACUAAAGAAAACAAGAAAAAUGCCGAAACCAAUCAAUGUCAGAGUAACCACAAUGGAUGCAGAGUUGGAGUUUGCCAUCCAGCCAAAUACAACAGGCAAGCAGCUCUUUGAUCAGGUGGUGAAAACUGUUGGUCUUCGUGAAGUCUGGUUUUUUGGGCUACAGUAUGUGGACAGCAAAGGCUACUCAACUUGGCUGAAGCUAAAUAAAAAGGUAACACAGCAAGAUGUAAGGAAAGAAAAUCCUUUGCAGUUUAAGUUCAGGGCCAAGUUUUUUCCAGAGGAUGUAUCUGAAGAAUUAAUUCAGGAAAUAACUCAAAGACUUUUCUUCCUGCAAGUCAAAGAAGCGAUCUUAAAUGAUGAAAUAUAUUGCCCACCAGAAACUGCAGUUCUUCUGGCUUCUUAUGCUGUCCAGUCCAAGUAUGGAGAUUACAGUAAGGACAUACAUAAACUAGGCUACCUAGCCAAUGACAGACUUCUCCCUCAGCGCGUGUUAGAACAGCACAAACUGACAAAAGAACAGUGGGAAGAAAGAAUACAGAACUGGCAUGAAGAGCAUCGGGGAAUGUUAAGGGAAGAUUCUAUGAUGGAAUACCUUAAGAUAGCACAAGACUUGGAAAUGUAUGGAGUCAACUAUUUUGAAAUAAAGAAUAAAAAAGGAACCGAGUUGUGGCUAGGAGUUGAUGCUUUGGGUCUGAAUAUUUAUGAGCAUGAUGAUAGGCUGACACCCAAGAUUGGUUUUCCGUGGAGUGAAAUAAGAAACAUCUCUUUUAACGACAAAAAAUUUGUCAUAAAGCCAAUUGACAAAAAGGCCCCUGAUUUUGUGUUUUAUGCACCCCGUCUGAGAAUUAACAAGAGAAUUUUGGCACUGUGUAUGGGAAAUCAUGAAUUGUACAUGAGGAGGAGGAAACCUGAUACAAUUGAAGUGCAACAGAUGAAGGCCCAAGCUAGAGAGGAGAAACAUCAGAAACAAUUGGAAAGGGCACAAUUAGAAAAUGAGAAGAAGAAAAGGGAGAUAGCAGAAAAGGAAAAGGAAAGAAUAGAGCGUGAAAAGGAAGAAUUAAUGGAACGCUUAAGACAAAUUGAGGAACAAACAAUGAAAGCUCAGAAAGAGCUAGAGGAACAGACUAGAAGAGCUCUAGAACUGGAUCAAGAACGAAAGCGGCGUCGAGCAGCUGAAGAAGCUAAAGCUGCUCUAGCCAAGCAGGCAGCUGAUCAAAUGAAGAACCAGGAGCAGCUAGCAGCAGAACUUGCUGAAUUCACUGCCAAGAUUGCACUUCUAGAAGAGGCCAAGAAAAAGAAAGAAGAGGAAGCCUCAGAAUGGCAGCACAAAGCUUUUGCAGCCCAAGAGGACUUGGAAAAGACCAAAGAAGAACUGAAAUCUGUGAUGUCUGCUCCUUCUCCCCCUCCUCCCCCGCCAGUUAUUCCUCCAACAGAGAAUGAACAUGAUGAACACGAUGAGAAUAAUGCUGAAGCCAGUGCAGAAUUAUCUUCUGAUGGUGUCAUGAAUCACAGGAGUGAGGAAGAACGGGUAACUGAAACACAGAAAAACGAACGUGUUAAGAAACAGCUUCAGGCUUUAAGUUCUGAGUUGGCUCAAGCCAGAGAUGAAACCAAGAAAACACAAAAUGAUGUCCUUCAUGCUGAGAAUGUUAAAGCAGGCCGUGAUAAGUACAAGACCCUUCGACAGAUCCGACAAGGCAAUACGAAGCAGCGUAUUGAUGAGUUUGAAGCAAUGUGAGAGCUGUUAUUUUGCAUAUAUGUUCCUCAUAAAGCUGAACCACCAACAGAGAAAAAAGCAGGCCUUUGCAGAUUUGAUGGAUUGCACCCUACUUUGCCAAAGCACUUACCAGUUUGAGUACAGUGGCUAGAAGACAGAUUUAGGGGAAGCUAUUCAACCAUAAGGCAGUCUGUCAUCCCUAAGUUUUCUGGGGGGAGGGUGUGGAGAAUGAUAGCAGUUUUUUCCCCGUCAUGUUUUCAGUUCCAUUAUUUUGUAUUUUUUUCUUUGGAAACUCAUGUGAAGUAUAUAAUGACUGACAGGUGUAUGUAUUGCUUAAACAUUAAGAAAUAGAAAGAAAAAUGGAACUGAACCUAAACUGGAUAGGUACUACUUCUGUACGAAGUUCGAAAUUACAUUUUUUCAAUGUAGCUA